Molecule: messenger RNA, 898 nt
Organism: Cajanus cajan (pigeon pea)
Lineage: Eukaryota; Viridiplantae; Streptophyta; Magnoliopsida; Fabales; Fabaceae
Product: large ribosomal subunit protein uL13w
Biological process (GO): negative regulation of translation; translation
Cellular component (GO): ribosome; cytosolic large ribosomal subunit
Molecular function (GO): structural constituent of ribosome; mRNA binding
Source: RefSeq, a predicted model, not a curated record
AUACUGGGAACCCUGAAAGGACGAGGCUAAGAGAAGCAGCAGCAGCAAGAGGAAAAGAAGAUGGUGUCAGGUUCGGGGAUCUGCGCGAAGCGCGUGGUGGUGGACGCGCGUCACCACAUGCUGGGUCGUCUCGCUUCGAUCGUGGCCAAGGAGCUGCUGAACGGGCAGAGAGUGGUGGUCGUGCGGUGCGAAGAGAUUUGCAUAUCCGGAGGCCUCGUUAGGCAGAAAAUGAAGUACAUGAGAUUCCUCCGCAAACGCAUGAACACCAAACCCUCCCACGGCCCCAUCCACUUCCGUGCCCCCUCCAAGAUCUUCUGGCGCACCGUUCGUGGAAUGAUACCACACAAAACAAAGCGUGGAGAAGCUGCUCUUGAUCGAUUGAAGGUUUAUGAGGGAAUUCCUCCUCCAUAUGACAAGAUAAAGAGAAUGGUUGUUCCUGAUGCUCUGAAGGUGUUGAGGCUUCAGAAAGGACACAAGUACUGCGUGCUAGGCAGGUUGUCAUCUGAAGUUGGAUGGAACUACUAUGAUACCAUCAGGGAGCUGGAAAAGAAGAGAAAGGAAAAAGCACAUUUGGUUUAUGAGAAAAAGAAGCAACUCAACAAAUUAAGGGUGAAAGCUGAGAAGGUUGCUGAAGAGAAGCUCGGUUCUCAACUUGAUAUUCUUGCUCCAGUUAAGUACUGAGUGGCCUUUGUUAGUGUUUUUAAAUUUUUUAUGCGACUUAUACCUAAACCUUUCAAUUUUGCUGGAGGUUGUAUUUCUUAUUGGAUCGUCGUAGAUCUGAUAUCUGAUAAUUUUCGAAGCUGUUUCUAAUGUGUGCUUUGUAGAAUUUUUAUCAUCAAGAACAUUCCAUUGCUUUAAUGAUAUUUUUAUUAGUAAUUACAUUCUAAAAUUUGUUGCA